Molecule: messenger RNA, 495 nt
Organism: Ananas comosus (pineapple)
Lineage: Eukaryota; Viridiplantae; Streptophyta; Magnoliopsida; Poales; Bromeliaceae
Exons: 2
Coding region: 1-495 (164 amino acids)
Source: RefSeq, a predicted model, not a curated record
AUGGUUGCAGAGGUGCCUAAGGCGGCGCCGGGACUCGAGGAUAUUUCUAUAGUCUGCGAGUUUCCGGAUGUGUUUUUCCCAGAGUUGAUGACGAUGCCGUCGGAGAGGGAGAUUGAGUUUGUGAUUGAUAUAGUUCCUAAAAUUGCACCAAUCUUGAAGGUACCUUAUCGGAUGGCACCGGCAGAGCUAAGAGAACUAAAGACGAUUGCUUUACCCCCACGACUGGCCGGUAUCCAUGAUAUUUUUCACGUCUCGGCUUUGAGGAGGUACGUGUUCGAUUCCUCGCACGUGAUCGACUUCACUCCGCUGGAGCUUGGCGAGGACUUGAAAUAUGAGGAAAAACCGGUGCGAAUUCUGGCUCGUGAAAUGAAGGAAUUACGCAACCGAGUCAUUCCUUAUAUCAAGAUGCAGUGGAGUCAUCACGAGGAGCGGAAGGCAACCUGGGAGCCAGAGAUGGUGAUGCAGGAGUCCUUUCCCUAUUUGUUCGAGACUUAG